AUGGCCUCGGAAUUGCGCCGCCGAGUCGCCCUCAAGGGAGACGGCACUCCACCCGGGUCGCCCAUCUCGGUCACACCCGAGCGCGACGACAGCCCCAUCCGGCCCGGCGACAAGGUCAAGGUCGUCCACCACAGCCAGAAGACGCGCAAGAGGAGGACCGGCGCCAUCUUCCUGCUCGGCAGCCUGUUCGGUCUCAUCGCUGCCGGCUUCUUCGCCAAGAGCAACGACCUGAUAGACUUCCCUGAGAUCGGUGACCUGAGCGUCGACAGCCUGCUGGAUGUCCUACCCGCAGGUCUGGUCAAGGAUGUGCGCGACCUGGUGAAAGGAGAGCGCGACCUGGUGGAUUCCUACGAUGCCUUCUCCGUCGGCAUGAAGGUGCGGUCCGAGGGCCUCGAGGCCCACCAUCCUAUGAUUAUGAUCCCCGGCGUCAUCUCGACCGGGCUUGAGUCGUGGGGCACCGCUAACGCCUCUCGCCCCUACUUCCGCAAACGCCUGUGGGGGUCAUGGACCAUGAUGAAGGCUCUGGUGAUGGAGAAGGACAACUGGAAGAAGCACAUCAUGCUGGACAAGAAGACGGGGCUGGACCCGCCAAACGUCAAGCUGCGCGCCGCCCAGGGCUUCGAUGCCACCGACUUCUUCAUCACGGGCUACUGGAUCUGGAGCAAGAUAUACGAGAACCUCGCCUCGCUAGGCUACGAUCCCACCAACUCCUUCACUGCAGCCUACGACUGGCGCCUGUCGUACCAGAACCUCGAGGUGAGGGACCAGUACUUCACACGGCUCAAGCUCUACGUCGAGGCUGCGACGCUGGGCCAGAACCGCAAGGUGGUGCUCGUGUCGCACAGCAUGGGCAGUCAGGUUCUCUUCUAUUUCUUCCACUGGGUCGCAUCUGAGCAGGGCGGUCGCGGCGGCGACUCCUGGGUUGAGGACCACGUCGAGGCCUGGAUCAACGUCAGCGGUUGCAUGCUAGGGGCACUGAAGGACAUACCGGCAGUACUCUCUGGGGAGAUGAAGGACACUGCCCAGCUUAAUGCCUUUGCCGUCUAUGGCCUGGAAAAAUUCCUGAGCAGGGAAGAGAGGGCGGAAAUGUUCCGCGCAAUGCCAGGCAUCUCCUCGAUGCUCCCCAUCGGGGGCGACGCCGUCUGGGGUAAUCUUUCAGGGGCUCCAGACGAUCUGCCCGGCCAGGAGAAUUCGUUCGGUUCCUUCCUGAACUUCCGUCAGGGCGUCAACUGGACCGUCCCGGAAAAGAACAUGACGGUCGACGGGACGAUGCGCUACCUCCUGAACUCGACCGAGGACUGGUAUCAAGACCAGAUCCGCAGCAGCUACUCGCACGGGAUCGCGCGCACGAUCAAGGAGGUCGAGGAGAACGAGCACGACCCCAGGAAGUGGAUCAACCCGCUGGAGACGCGCCUGCCGCUCGCCCCCAGCCUCAAGGUCUACUGCUUCUACGGCGUCGGGAAGCCGACCGAGCGGGCUUAUUACUAUAGAACCCCAGAGGCGACAUCGAACCUCAACAUCACGAUCGACACGGGGCUCAUACACGGGGUCAUCGACCACGGCGUCAUUAUGGGUGAGGGCGAUGGGACAGUGAACCUGCUGAGCUCUGGUUUCAUGUGCAACAAGGGCUGGCACAUGAAGCGGUACAACCCUUCCGGGGUCAAGGUCACGGUGGUCGAGAUGCCGCACGAGCCGGACAGGUUCAACCCGCGGGGCGGGCCGAACACGGCGGACCACGUCGACAUCCUCGGCAGGGCGACGCUUAACGAGCUUAUCUUGAGGGUGGCCGCCGGGAGGGGGAACACCAUCAACAACUACGUCGUGAGCAACAUUUCACAGUAUGCGGAGAGGGUCCAGGUAUUUGAAGACGAGAAUUAA
Messenger RNA from Diaporthe citri, 1878 nucleotides. RefSeq lists its product as uncharacterized. Bases 1 to 1878 code for a protein of 625 amino acids. The record is from RefSeq and is a predicted model, not a curated record. Lineage: Eukaryota; Fungi; Ascomycota; Sordariomycetes; Diaporthales; Diaporthaceae. Gene Ontology annotation, cellular component: perinuclear endoplasmic reticulum; cytoplasm. Gene Ontology annotation, molecular function: phospholipid:diacylglycerol acyltransferase activity. Gene Ontology annotation, biological process: lipid storage; triglyceride biosynthetic process. The transcript has 3 exons.